Xenopus tropicalis (tropical clawed frog) is the source of this 1183-nucleotide messenger RNA. RefSeq names its product olfactory receptor family 11 subfamily AN member 18 (gene or11an18). Gene Ontology annotation, cellular component: membrane; plasma membrane. The transcript has a single exon. Gene Ontology annotation, molecular function: olfactory receptor activity; G protein-coupled receptor activity. Lineage: Eukaryota; Metazoa; Chordata; Amphibia; Anura; Pipidae. Gene Ontology annotation, biological process: signal transduction; G protein-coupled receptor signaling pathway; detection of chemical stimulus involved in sensory perception of smell. The record is from RefSeq and is a predicted model, not a curated record. Bases 221 to 1183 code for a protein of 320 amino acids.
CCAAUGACAAGGAGCAAACAGGCAGGGGGCCCCAACAACGCAAACAUCCAGCAGCCCAUCAUCUUGACCUCCCCAUAGUGAGUUGGGCUGAAAAUUCUCAACAACAAAUCAGAACUUGGAAAAGUGGGGCCUGGGGGUGUGUAAGUAUCACUCGAGGUGGUGUAGAAAGAAUUUCUGUAGAAAGAAACGUGUAGGCUGGAAUAAAAUUCACUCUUGAGAAAUGUUUCCUUUCAAGAAAAUGUUCCCGAAGAACCAGACGUGGGUCAGUGAGAUUGUUCUCUUGGGAUUUCAGAAUCUCCACAACUUCAAGGUUCCCCUGUUCUCUCUGUUCCUUCUGAUUUACAUUCUGACAGUUUGGGAGAACGUCCUCAUCAUAGUGUUGGUGGCCUUCAGCCGGAACCUCCACUCCCCCAUGUACUUCUUUCUCCAGCAGCUGUCCCUCACUGACCUUCUGGAGUCCUCAAAUAUUGUCCCCACCCUACUCCUAACUGUGAUUCAUAAUGGGGCCACAGUGUCUCUUGUUGGGUGUUUCAUGGAGUUUUAUUUGUUCUGUGUGCUGGAAGCCUUUGAGUGUUUGCUCCUAGCAGUAAUGGCCUAUGACAGAUACGUGGCCAUCUGCAUCCCCCUGAGAUAUACUUCUAUAAUGUCCCACAGGGUUUGUGUUACAUUCAUUCUCAUAUCAUGGACUGUCAGUCUCAGCUCCGCAUUGGUCACUGUCAAUCUGCUACGGACCCUACAGUUCUGUGACAAUAAAAACAUCAACCAUUUUUUCUGUGAUCUGGAUCCUGUUCUACAACUUUCUUGCUCAGAUACCUUCUUAGUGCAAAUAGAAGUUAUUUCAUUGUCUAUCCCAGUCAUCGUUUUCCCUGUCGUACUCAUCACUGUAUCAUAUAUGUGUAUUGCCCAUGCAAUCCUAAAGAUAGUGUCCCAUACCGGGAGGCAAAAAGCCUUCUCCACCUGCAGCUCCCACUUGGCCGUGGUCUCCAUGUUUUAUGGGACUCUCAUUGCUAUUUAUUUGGCUCCAUCCAGAAGAGAAACCAAGACCACAAGCAAAGUUCUCUCCCUGUUCUACACGGUAGUGAUUCCCAUGGGGAACCCACUGAUUUACAGCUUGAGGAACAAGGACAUCAAAGAAGCUUUUAAAAAGUUGGAGACACUCAAGCAUCAAAGGAGAUACCUUUAA